This is a messenger RNA of Dacryopinax primogenitus, 988 nucleotides long. Its product is annotated as GTP-binding nuclear protein RAN. Gene Ontology annotation, molecular function: GTPase activity; GTP binding. The transcript has 6 exons. Gene Ontology annotation, cellular component: cytoplasm; nucleus. Gene Ontology annotation, biological process: protein import into nucleus; ribosomal subunit export from nucleus. The record is from RefSeq and is a predicted model, not a curated record. NCBI's taxonomy places the organism in Eukaryota, Fungi, Basidiomycota, Dacrymycetes, Dacrymycetales, Dacrymycetaceae. Bases 96 to 761 code for a protein of 221 amino acids.
GUAUCGUACGCUCUUGCUCGUCAACCACCACCUGUCUCCUCUUUUACGACUUUCAUCUCUCAAUUUCUCUUUUCUCAUUACGAGCGCUAUACACCAUGGCUACUGAAGCUGCUGCUGCUCCCCCUCAGAUCCCCACCUUCAAGCUCGUUCUCGUCGGCGAUGGUGGUACCGGCAAGACGACCUUCGUCAAGCGUCACUUGACUGGCGAGUUCGAGAAGAAGUACAUUGCAACCCUCGGUGUUGAAGUUCACCCACUUCAAUUUACCACCUCCUUCGGUACGAUCUGCUUCAAUGUUUGGGAUACCGCUGGUCAGGAGAAGUUCGGUGGUCUCCGAGAUGGGUAUUACAUCCAGGGCCAGUGCGGUAUCAUCAUGUUCGACGUCACGUCUCGCAUCACCUACAAGAACGUGCCCAAUUGGUACCGUGAUUUGGAGCGUGUGUGCGAGAAGAUCCCCAUUGUUCUUUGUGGGAAUAAAGUGGACGUUAAGGAACGGAAGGUGAAGACCGGUGCUGUGACCUUCCACCGAAAGAAGAACAUUCAAUACUUCGAGAUCUCGGCGAAAUCAAACUACAACUUCGAGAAGCCGUUCCUUUGGCUUGCUCGCAAGCUGGUUGGCAACCCCGCCCUUGAGUUCGUUGCUGCUCCGGCUCUGGCUCCUCCUGAAGUCCAGGUCGACCAGCAGCUGAUGGCUCAAUACGAGGAGCAGCUCAAGAGUGCUGCUGCUCAACCCCUCCCAGAGGAUGACGACGAUAUCAUCUAGACGUGUCUCCGCGGCUGUUCCUACCCUGCUUCCUUAUCCCUGUAUCCCCUCUUCUUACUCAGUUUAUCACUCUCAACACCAUCUCCCUCAUCCCCCUCAAUGAUCGCCCAACAUCGUCGUUCUUAUGCUUCGUCGUGUGGCCGUAUCAUGUUACAUGCGUUGCAAUUAGUAGUGUUUAUAGUGCCGGAGUAGCCAGGAUGUCUUCCCAAGAAUUAAACGACUAUCGA